Molecule: messenger RNA, 312 nt
Organism: Colletotrichum phormii
Lineage: Eukaryota; Fungi; Ascomycota; Sordariomycetes; Glomerellales; Glomerellaceae
Product: V-type ATPase
Exons: 4
Coding region: 1-312 (103 amino acids)
Biological process (GO): proton transmembrane transport
Cellular component (GO): vacuolar proton-transporting V-type ATPase complex
Molecular function (GO): proton-transporting ATPase activity, rotational mechanism
Source: RefSeq, a predicted model, not a curated record
AUGCAGGCAGAGAGGGAAGCUUCCAAGAUUGUCCAAAAAGCCCGCGAGUUUCGUACGAAGCGGGUGAAGGAAGCCCGAGACGAGGCCAAGAAGGAAAUCGAGGCGUACCGCAACUCUAAGGAGGAUGAGUUCAAGAAGUUCGAAUCUGAGCACUCCCAAGGAAACAAAGCCGCCGAGGACGAGGCGAACAAGGAGGCCGAAGUAAAGAUCAAGGAGAUCCAGGGGGCCGGAAAGAAGAGCCAGGACAAGGUCGUGACUGACCUCCUGAAGGCCGUUUUCGAGGUCAAGCCCGUCGCACCGACUGCCGCAUGA